AUGUACCGCGUCGUUACUGACAACUAUCUCCAUUUCUUCCGUUUGUUGGAUGAUGUUAUCGGUGCCGAAAAUGGUCUUCUGCGUACGGACUGCCAAAUCAGUCAGACGAAACGGUCUCAGCUUGGAAAGCGCUUUGACUACAUUGGCACGGAAAUACUUUAUCCAGGCCCAUCUAUGACCAGCUGCAAUGUCGCCGCGUCUACCAUCCUCUCAGGCACAGAAGCUAUGCACGAUGGAGAAGUAAAGGAGGUCUUUGUCACACUGAAAGCACCGACACCCUUCAAACUUUUUGAAGAUGAGAAUGCAGUGCAACUGCUUUUCCUGGACGUCCUCCUCACGCGCAGAUCCAAUGGGGAACUCUGCACCACGGUUCAUAGAAAGUCUACUAAUACAGUCCAGAAGCUCAACUCCCUAAGCAACCACCCAAUGGCGCAUUUACCCGGCAGUACUAGAGCGGUCUUUCGUAAAGUAAAAAUACGCUGCAGUGACGAGUGCGAGAUCGACAACAUCUUCGAGACCAACUAA
This is a messenger RNA of Dibothriocephalus latus, 525 nucleotides long. Lineage: Eukaryota; Metazoa; Platyhelminthes; Cestoda; Diphyllobothriidea; Diphyllobothriidae. The record is from the annotation of a GenBank genome assembly.